GGAUUUGUAUAGCGUUCAAAAAUGACGCUGAAAUCGAUUCUUCGGUAUCCUCGAAUCGGAGGGAACGUCUUUGUCGAAACUCGGAAGGGAUGGCGAGAUUCAGUUCUGGGGGCCCCACGUCGACUUCUGGUUUCUCUGGGCAGUUUCUCGAGAACCGCAUCACCAUGCCCGGCGAAAGAAGAUCUACCAAAGCUCCCGGUACCGGACCUCGAAUCGACCAUGCAAAAAUAUCUGGCUCAGGUCGAAGUAAUAGCCCCAAGCUAUUUGGAGAGGACCCAAGUUCUCGUGAAAAAUUUUCUGGCUGGUCCUGGGCCUAAACUUCAACAACGUUUGCUGCAACGGAGAGAACAAACGAUAAACUGGGCAACGGAUUGGUGGCUCAAGGACAUGUAUUUAUCGGUACCUCUUCCUUUGCCAAUCAACAGUAAUCCCGGUUUCGUUUUGGAGCCAAAGAAAUUUUCAAAUCAGUACGAAGCGGCUAGUUUUUUGUCAAAAUUUGUAAACGGACUUUUCGAUUACCAGGAACAAGCGGACAGGGGUGAGUUAGAAGUGGAGCGUUCAAGAUCUACGAACGGGAAGUUAGGGGCACCGAUGUGUAUGGCGCAACAAUACAAACUCUUCAGCAAAUAUAGACGUCCGGGACGUGAAUUGGAUCAGCAAUUGGUGUUGGACAGAGCGUCGUCCGGGAACCACAUAAUCGUAGUCAAUCAUAACCAGUUCUACAGCAUUCCGGUAAGAGCGUCGGACAGAGGCCGUUUAACGGAGGCCGAAUUGACUCAACAAAUUUUAAAGAUAAUGGAGAUACCAGCUGACCCGAGGACGCCACCUGUUGGAGUCCUAACAGCGGCGACGAGGCCUCUUUGGGCUGCGGCAAGGGAGGAAUUGGUCAAAAACGAACAGAAUAGACACAAUUUGGAACUUCUCGAACGGUGCUUGUGCAUCGUGUGUCUCGACGACGAUGUACUUCCGACUACGUUCAACGAUCCGAUCGGUAAAAGCCGAGAUGUUGGUCAUUGGAUCGGGGACAGAGAUGAAACGAAUCUGUUCCAUCACGCGCUACACGGCGGAGGAUCGAGGCAUCUGGGUGCUAAUAGGUGGUACGAUAAAACCCUUCAACUAUUUCUUGGAAAGGAUGGAACGUGGGGCAUAAAUUACGAACAUUCAGCGGGUGAAGCACCGGCAGUAUUCGGAGUAAUCGAAACCCUGGAGAACCAGGUGGCCAGUAUGUCGCCCACGGAGCAAAGCAGCAUUCUGUGCCACCUCCCUUCGCCGGAAAAAUUGGAAUGGUCAUUAUCCGAGCAGAGCUUGAACGACAUUAGAGACGCGAUGACAUCGUUCGAUGCAAUGGUCGAAGAUCUUGACCUCUGCGUGUUCCGUUUCACCGACUACAACAGGGACUUUAUAAAAUCAUGCAAAGUCAGCCCGGACGUCUACGUCCAACUCGUUCUUCAACUGACAUAUUUCAGACUCCACGGUACCUCGGUGGCAACGUACGAGAGCGCUGGUCUCAGGAGGUUCGCGUUGGGGAGGGUUGAUUGCAUCCGAUCGGCCAGCGUCGAGGCAUUGGAAUGGGCGAAAGCGAUGUGCCAGGGCGACCCCGGUAGCCAACCCCCCUCGUCCGCCGCCCAACAGGAAGAAGGCGCCAAAAGAGUACAGUUCACCAUUUACAGUGACCAACAGAUACGUCAUCUGUUCGAUCUGGCCGUGAAACGACAGACGAAAGAAAUGAACGAUAAUAUAGCCGGAAACGGAAUCGACAAUCACCUGAUGGGAUUACGCGAAGCAGCCAAGGAAGCCGGCGAACCGGUUCCAGAAAUAUUUACCGACGAAGCGUACCGAAUAGUCAAUCGUUUUGCGCUGUCGACUUCGCAGAUAACGACGGUGAACGACGUUAUCGCGGGAUACGGACCUGUCGUUCCUGAGGGAUACGGGUGCGCUUACAACUUCCGUAAAAAUGGUUUAACUUUUUAUAUUUCUGCCUUUCACAGCGACGGUCGUACCAGUACAUCUAGAUUCGCUCACGCACUUGAAUGUAGCCUUCGUGCCACAGCUGCGAUGUUUCAGGACUCUACCCAGAAGUGAGUUCUUAACUAAUUAUAAGAGAGAGAGGACGAAAAAAUACGGUACAGUCCAUUUACGGCGCGAAAAACUCUCUGCAGUUGAGUAUUUAAAUGCGGUAUAAUAUGAGCCAUCAGCUGUAAGAGAAAAAAGUUCGAUUAGAUUAUCAUUUUUGCAACGUUAUGUCAUAUCGGACAAAGGAAUGCGAUUAUUUGUGCAGAUUGUUUAUAAAAAGGUAUUCUAGUCCUUCGAAUUUCGAGGAUUAGUCGUCGGUUCAAAAUUAACUCUAUCAUUCCAUAUCAUUUUGCGGGCAUCGCACUGCAAUUCCGAUUGACGAUGCUGCGGUGCAUCGGCGCAAUGAAAUCGUACUUAAUUAAUAAGUGAAAAGAAAAAGCUUUAGACCAAAGUCAAUGUAACUCGAUACAUAUCAUUGAAAGUAUUUAAUCUUAAAACUGAGUAGACGUAACGCAAUAUAUACUAUACACAUAUAUUAUACAUAUUAUUUAUUGAUUAUUUGUUAAAUAUUAUAUACUUAUAUAGAAAUAUUUAUCGUUGUUGCAACAAAUAUUUACAACUUAUAUGUAUAGGUAUAUACAUAUAAAAUUACAAGUAUGAUAUAUUAUUAUUAUUAUUAUUAUUAUUAUCAUUAUUAUCAGCGAUGCAAGUUAAUGAUAGUCGCAGCGUGUAGCAGGCAAUAUAGAUCGAAUGUUAUUUUAGCUGUUGUCUAGUCUUUUAAAAAAAAAAAUUGCUGAGCUCUUGUUUGGACGACGCACGCGUCAAUAUUCUGCAAUCUCCGAUUAGAUCGUUCCUCACUCGUUGCAUAGACGCUAAAUGGGUGAACGCGAAAGUAAUUAUACAUAAGAAAGAAAAUUGAAUUAUACAUUAAAUACGUUACAGUUUUUUUUUGUUUUCAGAUUAUCUAUGUAGAUGUAAAAUAUUAUCGCGCGUGCACAAUUUAUGCGGUUGUAAAUUUGAGAGCUCGGAGAUCAUGUCGAUAUUUGCAGCAGCGUUAAGUGUUGUAGCCAAUUACAUAUCUUGAUUGGCGCCCGCACAGUAAACUCUUGUCCAAUUCUUAGGUAGGUUGGUAGAUCGAAUCUUAUCCUAGAUCACGAUCUAAGCUAACGGUAGUUACUAUUCACUCUCUCUCUCUCUCUCUCUCUCCCUCUCUCUGUCCCUCUUCCUCUCUGUCGAUCGCACUAACGUAUAAAAUAUCCUAUGCAUACAGCUACAUCCUUAAUUAAGAAAUGUAGUUAAAGUUGCAGCAGUAUUGUAUAAUAUAUUAAAGGCGAAAUGGCAGCAAGACGGACGAUAUACGAAACUGUGAAAAUUGAUUUACUUGAAGUUUAAUUUUUGUAGCAAUCGAGAUUUUUUUUUACAUUCCUGUGGGUUUUUCCAAACUUUUAAAA
This is a messenger RNA of Athalia rosae (coleseed sawfly), 3464 nucleotides long. RefSeq names its product choline O-acetyltransferase (gene ChAT). Gene Ontology annotation, molecular function: choline O-acetyltransferase activity. The transcript is spliced from 12 exons. NCBI's taxonomy places the organism in Eukaryota, Metazoa, Arthropoda, Insecta, Hymenoptera, Athaliidae. Gene Ontology annotation, biological process: neuromuscular synaptic transmission; acetylcholine biosynthetic process. Gene Ontology annotation, cellular component: neuron projection; cytoplasm. The record is from RefSeq and is a predicted model, not a curated record. Bases 22 to 2082 code for a protein of 686 amino acids.